CCGCCGAGGUAGCUGUAGCUGUAGUGGACAGUGUGUUUAGGCCCUUGCUAGCUGUAAGUUAUGUUCUUAUAAACAGUGGACUAGUGUGUGAGUGCUAUACAAGAUGGGAGCCGGAGAAGAAACCCAACCUUUGUUGGUGUCUGCCAAAAAGAAGACUUCUGCUUCCAAAACCUACAGUGCGCUCGGUUAUAACAAUCGCAAUGGUUCGACGAAAGAUCUGCUCAGCGAAAAUGGCAGCAGCGUCUACCUGGAAACUUUAUCAGACUCAGAGAAGAAACAUCAGAGUAACGGCUACAGCAGCGGGGGAGGCGGGGGUGGUGACCCCGCAAGUGUCUACGUCACACCAGACCUGCCCAAAGAGAACAUCACCUACACGUGGAGUAACAUCAAUGUGUUCACCCGGACAGAACAGAGGCAGAACCGGGUGUUGAGUACGAUCGAAAACGUCAUACAGGGGAACAAACCACGGGGGAGGAAACACAUACUGAAGAAUGUAACUGGAGUGGCGUACCCGGGAGAACUCAUGGCACUGAUGGGCUCGAGUGGCGCAGGCAAGACAACUCUCCUCAACAGUUUGACCUUCCGUGCGCCAGUCGCUCUCAACGUAACAGGGUGUCGCGCCAUCAACGGAGUACCAGUAACUGCGAAUGCUCUGGGUGCACUGAGUGCAUACGUUCAACAAGAUGAUCUCUUCAUUGGAACACUUACUGUGCGAGAACACCUAAUUUUCCAGGCUCUAGUCAGAAUGGACAGGCAUAUUCCCUACAGUCAACGAAUGAUUAGGGUAGAAGAAGUCAUAAAUGAGCUCAUGCUCACCAGAUGUCAAAACACAGUCAUUGGAGUUCCAGGGAAGAUCAAGGGAAUCUCCGGAGGGGAAAUGAAGAGGUUAUCUUUUGCCUCUGAGGUUUUGACCAACCCACCUCUCAUGUUCUGUGAUGAGCCAACGUCAGGUCUGGACUCUUACAUGGCCCAAAAUGUAGUAACUGUCCUGAAGUCACUUGCGAACAAGGGCAAAACCAUCGUCUGCACCAUCCACCAGCCCAGCUCCGAGGUCUUCUCUAUGUUUGACAAGAUCUUGCUGAUGGCAGAAGGAAGAGUUGCAUUCCUAGGAACACCUCAAGAGGCUAUUGACUUCUUCAAAACAAUGGGAGCUGUUUGUCCGAGCCAUUACAACCCUGCUGACUUUUUCAUCCAGUUAUUAGCCGUCGUACCUAAUGCCGAGGAGUCUUGUCGUAACAUGAUUGAGAUGGUUUGUGACUCGUUCUCCACUUCAGAUAUAGGAGCAAAGAUAUCCACAAUAGCGGAGGUCAAGGGAGGUCCUCAGGUAAAGUCCAUGUGGACCUGGUCAGAUCCCUUCGCCAGCUCAGUGUCCAUGUACAAAGCCUCGUGGUACGCUCAGUUCAAGGCAGUGUUCUGGCGCUCCUGGCUCAGUGUCAACAAGGAGCCUGUCCUCAUCAAAGUGCGGCUACUGCAGACUCUGAUGGUGUCCCUGAUGAUCGGUCUGAUCUACUUCGGCCAGGACUAUGACCAGGAUGGAGUCAUGAACAUCAACGGCGCACUCUUUAUCUGCAUUUCCAACAUGACAUUUCAAAACGUCUUUGCUGUCAUCACGGUGUUUUGCUCAGAGAUGCCGGUGUUUAUGAGAGAACAUCAUAACGGGAUGUAUCGGACAGAUGUCUACUUCCUUUGCAAGACUCUAGCAGAGGUUCCCAUCUUCCUGGCAAUCCCUGUCCUGUUUACAGCGAUCAUGUACUACAUGGUGGGUCUGAACCCGGCACCUGCGAAGUUCCUACAGGCAAUGAUCAUUAUCACACUCGUGAGCAACGUAGCUACCUCCUUUGGCUACUUCAUAUCGUGUGUGAGUUCUAGCAUCUCAGUUGCGUUGUCCAUUGGACCUCCAAUAGUCAUUCCUUUCUUACUCUUUGGUGGUUUCUUCCUCAAUGUUAGGUCUGUCCCUCCGUACUUCAAGUGGCUGAGUAACUUGUCAUGGUUCAAGUACGGCAACGAAGCCCUUCUGAUCAACCAGUGGAGUGACAUUGAGUCCAUCGCUUGUACCCGGUCAAACACGACCUGCCCAAGGGACGGACUUGUGGUACUGGAGGAGUACAGCUUUAGUGUGAGCCACUAUUUGAUGGAUUACGUGUGGCUGAUUGUUCUCAUCAUCGGCUUCAGACUUACAGCUUUCUUGGCUCUUCUCUACAGAAGCUCUCGGAGAAGAUAAGGAAAACCUUGCUGUUAGAAGUAUUCCAAUUUGUAUGUUGUUGAGAGAAAUCUUAGAGCGAGAACAGGAGUCAUAAGUAAGGAGGUGUAUAGAACAACAAAGACAAUUUCCAGUGAAAUUUAGAAAGUUAUCAAACAUUAACCAUCAUGUCUUGCUCUUGAGCCAUAGUUAUCUCUGCAAUUGUGUUUACUCUUGUGUGUUUGUGAUUGAGGCUUCUAAAAAUUAUCAGCCACACUAAAAAAACCAAAUUGUUUACAUCCAGCGUGGAUAUGGUACAUAAUGUAUGUGUGUGUUUAGUAAAUCAAAUUUUCUGUGGUCUAACAAUGGUUUAUUACAAAAUGUGCCUUUUAUCUAUCAGCCACAAAACUAAAAAUAAAAUAAAGUGUGUUUUUGCCUGUAUGAUAUUUACCGAAACUCAAUUUGUGAUAUAUCUGUCCCUGUUCCUAGAACAGGAAAAUACAAGGACAUUACUAACUCGAUACUAUUUAUACUAUAGUAUAUAUUUUUAUAUCAUUAGGCAUAUUAGAACAUUUGGACUUUUCAUCAACAAAAUUCAGUUAAAAAGUUAUCGAGCCAUUGUGUAAAAACCUGUAUACACAAUUCCUUUGUUCAUGAUACUAGUAUUAUAGAUGUAGGUUAAAGAAAAACGUUGAGCUUUCUUAUAUAAAAUAGUUUUAUGUAAAUAAAUUAGGAUUUUUUAAUUGUAGCUAUCUUAUUUUGAAUACUCUGUCUUCAUUUAUACUAUCUUAGUUGUAGAAAUUUGUAGGUAGUUUAUUAAAAUAUCAAAAUUAUAAAUAAUAAAAGAACAUUUGUGUUUUAUAUUUUAUUUACUUAUAUUGAGUGUUUAAGAUAUGCAUAUAUUUAUUUUGUAUGUUAACAAUAAACAUGUCACAUUUUUA
Messenger RNA from Macrosteles quadrilineatus (aster leafhopper), 3120 nucleotides. RefSeq names its product protein white-like. The record is from RefSeq and is a predicted model, not a curated record. Gene Ontology annotation, biological process: transmembrane transport. Bases 104 to 2221 code for a protein of 705 amino acids. The transcript is spliced from 13 exons. Gene Ontology annotation, molecular function: ABC-type transporter activity; ATP hydrolysis activity; ATP binding. NCBI's taxonomy places the organism in Eukaryota, Metazoa, Arthropoda, Insecta, Hemiptera, Cicadellidae. Gene Ontology annotation, cellular component: plasma membrane.